Seminavis robusta is the source of this 3455-nucleotide messenger RNA. The record is from the annotation of a GenBank genome assembly. NCBI's taxonomy places the organism in Eukaryota, Bacillariophyta, Bacillariophyceae, Naviculales, Naviculaceae.
UUGGCCUCUCUAAGCGUUGCCGCGUAAGACUGAAGAACCCGCUCAAACUCGUCACAUUUUGCAAAUCGGUACCAUCAAAAAUACAUGCAUCAGCUGUCACACCAUUGCCUACCAUACCCUUGGCCUACUCUCUCAUCAGCAAGCAGCAAGGGCAACCAACAAACAAACCCACAACCAGAGUUGUUGCUUGUCGGUUCAUUGCUGUGUCGGAUAAUAGCGUCAAGACCCUACUAUUGGUAGGGAUACCAUCGGAGUGGCUAACACAGGUGACGACCACAGCGGUGCGCAUCGGAGAAUUUUCCACUCACCUUGCUGACCUGAGCAAAGAGAGUGACCACGGCCGCAAAAGUAUUCACACAAUCAAUAACGGGGGAUUGGUUUUUCCAGAGUUUGGGAGUCUAUUGCAAUUCUCAUCAUCGAUCUUGGAUCCUGAACUGUGGGUAGCAUACUGUAGUAGCCAACGGGUAGCAGUACCGUCAUUAUAUUUUUCAGGCGCAGGCGAUCAUGAUGCACCCUCAGCAACCGUCCAGCACGGAUUGUGCCACACCAGCAAUCCACAGCAACGAUCAUUCUCCCGACUACAAAGCAGCAGCCAUGCUGGAUGAUUCGGAUGCUACCUCCCUCACGACAACCUCCACCCAUGGCACUAAUAGCAGGACACCAUCUCCGUUUGCCAGUGACAUUCCCAACAUCAACCCCAACUCCUUAUCCAUGGCAUCAUCAUCCUCUUCACCUGCAGGCACGGCUACAUCAAGUAGAGAUGGGUUAUCCACUCCUUAUUCCAUGUUCUCGGCCUUUUUAUCGUCCACUCCUUUGCAACGACGAGAGCACGUUGUGGAUGAUAGUCCUCCCAGCUUUGGUGUGACGCCACUGGCCACAGGCCGAUCUCUCAGUAGCAGUGAUAACCGCAUGUUUGUGGAGCAUCAAGGCUCUUGGUCAGACUCAGAUGACUAUUAUGUGGACAACAAUAGCAGUAGCAACCAUGAUCAGGACCACUCGAUGCAAGACACUCCCGUUCGACGAGGGUCACCAACUUGGAGAAUCCAACAAGCGCUGUUUCCAGAAGAAGAAACGGAAAACUUGGCACCCGGCUUUGCUUGCAAGAACACCCGAAAGACCCGCCGAACAUACAACCGGUCCAUCAGUGAUUCCCCCACUGAAUGUGCCUCCAAUGCGUCAUCGUCCACCAAGGAGGAACCGGUUCGUACACGACGAUCCAGACGGUCCGUGACAGCCGAAACAUGCCGUCCCGAACAUCGACGUCGCAAUUCGACGGGAGGUAACAAGCUUAAGGUCUUGCAACAGGAUGGCCGCUGCCGAAAGCAUUCUCAACAGUACUAUUACACGGAAGAAGCACCUCCCAACAGCCACUCCAAGUCGAAACGAUGGAAAAAGAAGCAAGGUCGACACUCGUCCAGAAAGAUGGAGCAUCUCUCCUCCACCAUACUAGAAGAUCGCCUCGCGCAAUCUGCGACAACUGCAAAUGCCAUUCAGGUCGAAGCAGCAACUCGGACACCUCCUUUUUCAUGGAGGGCUGUGCUCUGUCGAGUGCGCUUGGUGACUCUAGUCUGGGGCCUGGUGGCAGUUGGCGUCACUUCUCUAGGUCGGGCGGCAAUGUUGGCGACGGACAGUUUUGAUUUUGGCGGUCGGCAAUCACCCCGUAUGCACCAUCCACAAGUGGGUCCUCCCACGGGUGGUCUUCGGGGUUCGUUGUUGCUGGCUACCGUCGGACGUCAGCCAUCUCAUUCCGGUUCGCAGGACCCACCAAAGAGCACUACCAGCAAAAAGGAACAGACCAAGGAUGCCAAAAAUAAGAAAAAGAGCGACAAGAAGAAAGAAAAGGAAACUGACAAGCAGAAGCGCAAUCCACAAAAGACAGCCAAACCGAAAAAGGAGGACAAGAGAAAAACCACUGCACCGACGUCAACCGUUGUCAAGAAGGACAAGAAGAUGACAUACAACCGAGUUCGAAAGUCACCGAGAGUGUCGUUUGUUGCCCGACCGCCACCCUUGGAGACAACAGACUACAAACUUGCCAAUGCCUACCGGUUUGAGCUUCACGAUAUGUCCAUGUUUGGGUCGCCCACGCCAUCAUCUUCGACACAUCAUCGAGUUGUGAUGCUUCACGAUGACUUUGGCAAACCAAAUGAAAAGCAUGGUCCAGUAGAGCAAUAUCCUGCUGAUUUCACGGACAAUACGCAGUUUUAUGGGCGGCUGGACUCGUCGGAUGAGCGCUUGCGCAAAAUGGAGCUGCGCGAACCGUACGUCCAGGGCGAGUGUGUUCCAAUGCAGGAUUGGCAAACGAACUUUCAUCCGUCUUGCAAUGGCGUGCAUGAAUUGGGAGUGGAGUAUCUGGGCGAAGAAUCCACGGAAACCGACGUUCAGCUGUUUGGAACCAAGGGGUACUGGCGGUACGCAUGGCGCCUCGAUUUGCGAAAACAAAUGAAACAAAGCAACGGAAACAAUGACGAACAGACAUUAUUUGGGGAUCGAGUCGUUCUGAAGACAUUGAAAUUCCGACAUGAUUUUGAAGAUGCUCAUUUCGAGCACGAUCGCAUUGACGCGGUGGCUAUGGAGCGGUUAACAUCCUCGCCCCACGUGAUCAAUGCCUUUGGAUUCUGUGGCCACUCGGUAUUGACCGAGUACGCCAACGGACCCCGCUUGGGAGAGCUAGCCGACAAGUCCAAGUCCAAACCCUUGGCAAGGUUAAGGAUUGCCCGAGACAUUGCCAACGGUCUCGCGGAUGUUCACGGCAUUGACAAUGCAGAUGGCAACAAUGCCACCUUUGUGCAUUUGGAUAUCAAUCCAGCCAAUGUCGUUAGCAUUGGAGGAACACUGAAGCUCAAUGACUUCAACAUUGGCAUCAUUCGACGAUGGAACACUACGUCGCAGGAACCGUGUGGGUUUCCAGCACAAUAUCCCAAUCCUCAGUGGCGAUCUCCAGAAGAAGCCCGCAAUGAAAAGAACUUGACCGAGAAAGUGGAUGUGUUUUCUAUGGGACACAUUUUCUUUCGCCUAAUCUGUGGCCAUGAACCGUGGAACAAGUUGGAACCUGGUGGUAGGCCGUCCAAGGAGGAAGUAAAUGCCAAGGUGCAACAAGGUCAGAUGCCGUUUGUUCCUGAUUCCGUGAGGAAAACAACCGACCCUGAGGUCGCAGCCAUUAGAGAUGCUAUGCUCGACUGUUAUAGGGCUGACCCAUCGGACCGUCCAAAGUCCCGAGACAUUGCAAAACGGCUGGAAGCUGUGUUGGAGAAGCUCUCCACCACAAAAGCUGUCUCUCCGCUAUUGAGCUAGUUUUGCUUAUCUCAUAGAACAAACGUCUGUUAUGAAUGAACGCACAGUCUUUUUCUUUUAGUAGAAUACAGACAUGAAUUAAUGAUACUUGGGACAGUAGGAAGAUUGCUGGCUAUUGGCACAGAAAGUUGAUGUAUGUAUGCUGGCUUUAGAACGGAGGA